GCUGCUGCUCGUCGUCGUAGCGCAGUCCCCCCCUCCGCCCUCCCCUGCCCUUCGGGAAACUUGUCAGCCGAAUCUUCUUUCCGGUUCUGUGGGCGAGAGAGAUCGCGCUGGAGCUGCGGUAGAUCUUUCCGAGCGAGGUCCGGCCAGCACACAGCGUUCCUUCCUUCCUUCCUUACUUCCCGAGUCCACCUGAUCUCAUUCGUCCACUCUCGCACAGAGCAUCCGGUCCAGUCACCGGGUCAGAGACGGCGUUGCACGCAAGAAGUGGUUCGAGCUUCGCAGUGUGGUGCUGGAAGCAGCAGCAGCAGCAGACCAGAGCACGAGGGAGGAGGAGGAGUAGGCUCAAACGUCGCGAGAAAGACUUAAGCAUCGGAUCUGGGAGCUGUUAGGUCGUGAUUGUUUCCAGCAUCUGUGCGUAUUGUGAGGAGUGUUUGGCUGUUGGUUUUCGGGCACUUCUCUUUGAUUCGAUCGAUUCUUCUUCUUCUAAAAGGCUCGGUGGAGAGUGCGGAGAGUCGUCCGUCCUGUGCUGCUGCUGCUGCUGCUGCUGCUGCUCGACUCUGCCCUGCCCGCGAGUAGGGAAGCGCGUGUGCAUAUCCUGUAAGGGAGAUUUGUAGGUGAAGUGAGAGUGUGAGAUUGUGAGUGAGUGAUUCGAGUUAGGUUUCAGAUCGAGUUUGGUGUCGAGAGGCGUUUUGCACAGGCUGGGGCGAUCGACGAAGAAGCAAGGUUCGUGAUUGUCGCUGCUUCAGCUUCAGCACUCGUGUGGGUUGUGGUGGGAGUCCGUCCAUGGCGGCUGUGCGGCCUGUGGGAGGUCUGGGGCUCCUGUGCGCGAAUCAGGCCUGGAUCGUGGAUUCUUGUCCAUGCGCUCUGCACAGCUCGGGGCCGAGGAUGUGUUCGGUCCCUGCCUCGAAUGCUUUGAUGGGCCUCCAGCUGCGGCUCGACUUGGCUGGCAGUAGAUGCCGGCGUGGUGCUCUCUUGGCAAGGCGAGAAAGGACGGGGAUCGAUUGCUCUGCUCUCGCGUUUCCCAUGGAUGUCACCGAGGAAGCGCAGGUGCCGAAGGACAAAGAAGCCAUGAAGUCAUUGGAGACUUCGUACAAGGCGUCGGAGCUCAAAUCCGUGAAAUCUCUCUUUCCGAAGAACAGGGCGGACGACACGUCGCUGCAAAAUCCGCUCUUGCGCCAACAUCGCAUGGGCUGCGGGUGGCUGGGAGUGAUUCUGGAGUGGGAGGGAGUAAUCGUGGAGGACGAUGUAGAAUUGGAACGCAUGUCAUGGACAGCGCUGGCGGAGGAGGAAGGAAGGCGCCCUCCGCCCACAUUCAUUCUGAAGCGCGCGGAGGGCAUGAAGAACGAGCAGGCUCUGAGCGAGGUCCUGUGCUGGACUCGGGAUUUCCGGCAGCUGAAGAGAUUGGCUCUGAGGAAGGAAGAGCUGUACGAGGAGAUGCAGAAAGGGACUUACAGGUUGCUGCCGGGCGCGCGAGAGUUCGUGGAGAGCAUAAAGAAGUACGAAAUUCCGAUUGCCAUCGCGUCCACGCGGCCGAGGAAGUACAUCGAGAGGGCCAUCGAAGCCGUGGGCAUGGAGGGCUUCUUCAACGAGGUCAUCGCGGCCGAAGACACUUACCGCGGUAAGCCCGACCCCGAGAUGUUCCAGUACGCGGCGGAGCGCUUGAAUUUCAUCCCCGAGCGCUGCAUCGUGUUUGGAAACUCCAACACCAGCAUCGAAGCCGCGCACGACGCCUGGAUGAAGUGCGUGGCCAUCGCGGGCAAGCACCCAAUCUACGAGCUCGGAGCGGCCGAUCUCGUCGUCCGGAGGCUGGACGAUCUGUCGAUGGUGGAUUUGAAGAACCUGGCGGAUCUCGACUCGCCCGAGUUCAAGCCUCCCGAACCCAUGACCGAGAUGGAGGAGGAGGAGCCGCAACCCCGCGUCCAGGUUAUGACCAAAGAGUAUUAGAUAGUUCGAAGGUCGCUCGCUCAGCAACGAAGGUCGGAAUUGGGAAUCCCCCAGCUCUCGUCUGCACGAGCCCUCGAUGAUUCAAUUGCCGGUGCAUAUUCUUUCUCUUCAGUGGUGCCUGGACGCUGUACAUAUCGGAUCCAGGCAUGGCCCCUGAAGUCAUACGAGGUGAAAUCAGCUCAUCUUCACACGCUGCGGAAGAGGAUGUAUCGAAGCCUAAUUUACGGUCCCUGCGCAUCUGGGACCCUGCCCUGCCCCGGAUGAUGGAUCAUGACAUUCUUAAAUUCUCAUUAGUUCAUUGCACCAUGCAUUGUACCUCUUGUAGCAUGGUGCCAAAUAGUCUUGUAGCUAAACAGAUCUCUGUAUAAUGUAAAUUUACUGUUUCUUUGUAAAUUUAGUUUAGCGUCCACCCUUCUUCUCUCUGUAUAUACGCAGCACUACGUCGACCCAAUUGGUCCUCUGUGUGUUCACCAAGUAUUCGUAUUUGGUUGUUGAUGUUCACGGGCAUUCGUGCCAAUUGGAACUAUGUAUUUCGAUGUGUUCCUUGUCCACUUUGUCCAAUUAGAGACGGAAUGAAAUUUCUCCUGAGGGUAUGCGCGUGCUGCGAUGACUACUGAGUCGACGCAUGUGUGGGAGUUAGGCCCUCGAUCUUUUGAGUAUUCUUUUCGUCCCCAAUACUCUAGUACUGCGGAAUUUGC
Marchantia polymorpha subsp. ruderalis is the source of this 2642-nucleotide messenger RNA. The record is from the annotation of a GenBank genome assembly. Lineage: Eukaryota; Viridiplantae; Streptophyta; Marchantiopsida; Marchantiales; Marchantiaceae.